AUGGAUGCCAACGUCAAGCAGCAUUAUCUAGCCGAUUCCCCUCCAACGGUGGUCCGCUUGGAGAUCAAGCAUCACUUUGACAACCUCAAGGACAAGAACUUGAGGAAAUAUGCCCACUACAUUAGCAGGGCUGCAUUUGAGGGAACUCGUGUUACUCUUCGUCAAGUCUCCCCCGAGUCCGAACCGAUCUACGACCUGAUCCUGGCAUUACAUCGCGCCUGCGACGGAAAAUGGCCCGAGCUUGCUCAAAGGACGAACGUCAGCGAUGAGAACCUUCGCUUCUUCCUCGAAUAUUCCGCCCAAUUUCUUGGAAACUGUGGAAACUAUAAAGGAUUCGGAGACAGCAAGUUUAUCCCUCGAUUGCCUGUGGAUGCAUUCGAGGCAUUAGCCUCAGCAACACCUGAAACAAAAGCUGCUUUUGAAAAGGCCAAUACUACGGGAGGUGGCAUCUACGAGACGUCGGAGCAGUCUCUUAUGCAUCUUGGAUACCCUGAGGCUGGGCACAUGACUACGUAUUACCCCGACUCGCCGUCGAUCACCAAAGAUGAGAUUACGGCCAUUGGGGAUUUCUUUGAACAAAAGGGCAUGCCCUUGGAGAACACGAGGCUCCGAAAGACCUCCGCAGGAGACUUUGAGCUUCUGCUCGCUUCUGGGGUCUCAAACCCCCCGGCGAGGGAUAGGGAUCUGGGAGACGUCAGCUCUUUUAAUCUGGAUGGUGGGCUAAAGGGCAAGAAGGUCACUCUUGUUUUCGGUGAUCAUAAGGAAGAGAUGGCGAAGAUUGCGCACAGCGUCAAGCAGGCCGGCCUUCAUGCCGCUAAUGACAUUCAGAAGAAGAUGCUGGAUGCCUAUGCCCUAUCCUUCGGGGCCGGUUCUAUUGAGGCUAUCAAAGAGAGCCAGCGACUAUGGGUGAAGGACCAGAAGCCAGUUUUGGAGACAAAUCUGGGGUUUGUGGAGACCUACAGAGACCCUCACGGCGUGCGAGGAGAAUGGGAGGGUUUUGUUGCAUUGGUUAACCUUGAGCGCACACGGGCUUUUGGAAAACUUGUUGAUAGUGCCGAAAGCAUGAUCCCCAAGCUGCCUUGGGGCAAAGACUUUGAAAAGGACAAAUUCCUUAGCCCUGACUUUACUUCUCUUGAAGUGCUGUCGUUCCAGUCGUCGGGUAUUCCCGCUGGAAUUAACCUCCCCAACUACGACGAUAUUCGGCAAAAUCUAGGGUUUAAGAACGUCUCCCUUGGCAAUGUCCUAUCGGCCAAAGCUCCCAAUGAGCCCAUUCCAUUCAUCCCUGAAGCGGAUCAAGAAGUUUAUCGCCGUUGCCGUGAUCCCGCUUUCGAAGUGCAGGUCGGUAUCCAUGAGCUUCUUGGACACGGCACUGGCAAACUACUACAGGAAACCGCCCCUGGGGAGUACAAUUUUGAUGUCUCCAGCCCACCAAUCAGCCCCGUGACCGGCAAGCCCGUGUCGACGUGGUACAAACCUGGUCAAACCUGGAGCUCCGUCUUUGGUGCCAUCGCAUCUUCUUACGAAGAGUGCCGCGCCGAGUGUGUUGCCAUGGCUUUGAGCUGCGAUUUCAGCAUUCUCCAGAUCUUCGGGCUCGGAGAUGGAAAAGAAGAUAUCUCGAAUGAGGCUGGUGAUGUUCUCUUUGCGUCUUACUUAUCAAUGGCGCGUGCAGGUCUCGUCGCUUUGGAGUUCUGGGAUCCCAAGACCAAGAAAUGGGGACAAGCACACAUGCAGGCCCGCUACAGUAUCUUGCGCACUUUCCUCGAUGCUGGUGAUGAUUUUGUGAAACUCUCAUACACCAAGGAGGACCUUUCCGACCUCGAAAUUAGGCUAGACCGCUCCAAGAUCUUGAGUCACGGACGCCCAGCUGUUGAGAAGUACUUGCAGAAGCUGCACAUCUACAAGAGCACGGCGGAUGUCGAGGCUGGAAAGGCACUCUACGAUGACAUCACAUCAGUUGAUGAGUGGUGGGGGACUGCUUUGCGUGAUCUUGUCUUGAAGAACAAGAUUCCGCGCAAGGUGUUUGUGCAAGGCAAUACUGUUCUAGAAGGCGACGAGGUUAUUCUCAAGGAAUAUGAGCCGUCGCUUGAAGGUAUCAUUCAGAGCUUUGCGGAGCGCGGUGUCUAA
Molecule: messenger RNA, 2124 nt
Organism: Aspergillus calidoustus
Lineage: Eukaryota; Fungi; Ascomycota; Eurotiomycetes; Eurotiales; Aspergillaceae
Source: the annotation of a GenBank genome assembly